GCGAAAAUAUCAGUUGACCGGAUGUUAUCGGUGAAGUAUUUUUGAACAUGCGAGUAUUCUUCGUUAGAUUGUUGCGAAAACGAAACAUUAAAAUAGUUUCUUCUAGAUCAUGGCGGCUUGGGUAUUUCGCUUCCUUGUUCAGAGACCAAAACUUUGUUUCGGAUUGACUUUGGGGGCACAUUUCGUCUUGCUUCUGGUGACGGGUUCGCUAUAUCUUUCGGGUUAUGACAUUUUGCCGGCCGAUUUUACUCAAGUUCCCUUGAAUCUUGAACACGAUGUGACAAAACUUCGCGCAGAUGCUUGGAAAUUCGCACGGCAAGAUUCCCGAGUAAAUAUAAAUCCCACUUCCGUGGGAAUUCAAACCGAGAGAACUAUUCAAUAUGACGUUCUGGAAUUGAUGUACGACGCUGCAAAUGGCAAUACUUUUACAAAGCAAAAUUUGGAAUUCAUUCAAGAGGCAGAAACGGAAAUCUUCAACAAUUCCAUAUAUCAGCAACACCUUUGUCAAAUGCUGGAAAAUGGCCUUUGUAAACCUCCCUUAUCUAUAAUUCGAUUCUUUGACGGAAGUUACAGAUCAUUUCACGCGGAUUUGUUCGAUCCAAAUUUUGAGAACAUUUCAAGCGUCCUAUCUUUGGCAAACUCGAUAAACAUAACUCGAGCUAUACUGGAUUUUCAUUUAGAAAAACACGCCAUGGUUCAUCCAUCCAUGCCAGUUCAUUCUCGAUAUACCAGGUCGUUAUUUUACAUUGGUUAUCCUCUUAGAGGAUUCCACAACACUGAAGACCGAGUCGACAAACAGUGGGACCAAGCUCAGUUAUAUUCUAAGGACGCAUUUGCCGAACUUUUAGAUGUGAAAUUCAGACAAGGAAUUGGGGAGAUGAAAUUUUAUUAUUUUCUUCGCGCGUUAUUUUUUAAUGCCAUUUCUCAGCAGGUUAUAUAUGAUCUUCUUUUAGCUGGUGCUAGCUUUACAUUUAUUUUUCUAUUUAUGCUGUUUCAAACUCAGUCCAUUUGGAUAACAGGUUGGGCCGUGUUCAGCAUACUUACAUGUUUCUUCGGCGCGAACAUCAUCUACCGGGUGAUAUUGGACUGCCGGUACAUCGGUAUUUUUCACGUACUUUCCGUGUUUAUUAUUCUCGGUAUUGGGGCCGAUGAUGUGUUUGUAUUUAUUGACACGUGGAAAGCUUCAGAGUCAAAGACCUUUCGUGAUAUGGCAGCAAGGAUGUCGUUUGUCUACCGACGAGCGGCUAGUGCCAUGUUUACCACAUCGUUCACAACUAUUGUAGCCUUUGUGACUAGCGUCUUUUCUCCCCUGUUGGGUGUGUCUACAUUUGGCAUAUUCUCAGCGCUCCUAGUGUUCGUAAAUUUCUGCUCCGUCGUUAUUUUCUUUCCCACUGUCAUAAUAACUUACGAGUUUUAUUGGAAGAACUAUCGUUGGCAUUGCUUCGGGGAUUUGAAAGCGUGGCAAGCUAUAAAAUCGCGCAGAGAAGACAUUAUUCAGGGCGAAGUACCGGAAGAGGAACAGCAGGAAGACAAGUUCGUUGAGCCUAGUAAACUUGUCAGUAACUUCUUAGGAAACAGGUUUUUUAAAAACUUCAUUGCGCACGGGACAAUUCGCUGGAUAAUCCUAGGAGUGUUCUUGGUUUUUCUUUGCGUUUCCAUUGGAUUUGCAACACAGCUCACCCCAGACGAAGAACCGGUGGACGUAUGGGGCCCGGGCACCAAUUGGUACAUCAUAAAGAGGUUACGGCGCUCGGCAUUUCGGCCAAGUCAGGAAGAUCGCGUAGUUGAGGUGCAUAUCAUCUGGGGACUGAAGAAUCAAGAUCGCAGUUCGUGUCACUUUACAGACUUUAACUGCAAAGGGAAAACAGUGUUUGAUCAAAGUUUUGAUUUAAAUCCAUCAGAAUGCCAGGUCGCCUUGUUAGAAUUCUGUAAAGAAAUAAAGAAUUUACCUGAAAAUCAGAUCCAAAACUUGAGAAUAAGGAGAAACGCCGUUACGGGUGAACCAGAAAUCCAAUGUUUCAUGGAAAGAUUGAAUGAAUACCUGCAGGAUGAAGCUAGCAAGCCAAAGUAUUCUAACAGCACUGUUUUCGCGAUACCGUCACGUGAAAAUGACGUACGACUGUUAAUGGCGCAAAACCCUGACCUGUUCAACGUAACCUUGGUGGGUGAGAUGUACGACAGAUACUUUGAGGCGGUUCUUGGCUACUGGCUGACUAAUGCAAAUCAGUCCGUGACUUCAUCUGACUUCAAAACGUUCGGUGGAUUGCUGGGAGGAGCAAAGGAUCCAACUGACUCGUCCUCUAUUCCAAAUUAUCAAGGGGGCCAGUACGGAAACAGACUACUGUUUGCUUCUGUGGCUGUGAACACGACCAUGGUUCUUAGCAAGACGGGGCAAACUGAAGGACUUAAAGUGUACGAUCAGUGGGAAGGCUUCGUUAGGCAAAAGACAAAGACGAUGCCAAUCUCCUGUAACAACGCCUUUCAAGCAACUCCUACUGGACAUAACGCAUGGCAUUGGUUAAAGGUCAAAAAGGUGCUAGCAUCAACCGCUGUGCGAGGCAUCCUGCUUGGACUUGGUUUAGCAAUAUCGCUUUUAGUUGUCAUGACAUCAAACUGGCUGGUAGGCUUGCUUUGUGGAGCCAUCAUAGCUUGUAUUACUGUUGGCGUUGUUGGUGUUAUACCGCUGGCAGGAUGGAAGCUUGGAGUUCUUGAAUCUCUGAAUCUCACUCUUGUUGUGGGACUUGCUGUCGAUUAUGUAGUUCACCUUGCUGAUGGCUACGUGAGAUCCCAGAAGCCUACGCGACGGGAAAAAGUCAGAGACACACUAGAUCACGUGGGAAUCUCCGUGCUGUCAGGAGCAAGCACGUCACUAGGUGCAUCUGUAUUCAUGAUAGCUGCUAAAAUUCUCUUUUUCUUUCAGUUUGGCAUCUUCAUGUUUUGUACCAUUGGUCUCUCAAUCAUUUACGCUCUCAUUUUGUUCACAACUAUUCUGGGAAUCUUCGGUCCUGAAGGAACUACCGGAUCAUUAGAACCAUUUUAUAAUUGGUGUAGGAGAAAAACUGGGCAUCCUGUACAGGAAGAGAUUCCUUGUGAAGACAUAACUGAUGCUGAGUACCAGUUUGCCUCGAUAGGGUCAAGUAAAACAGCCACACCUUUAUAACAUCGGCUAUUGCGCAACAACAACAACGGCUCAACAAAUCCUCGAGUUUACUAAAUCUUAAAAUUUGUCUUGGCGGUGCUACGAAAACAACAAACCAGCCAGAUGAUCGGAUGAAAG
Stylophora pistillata is the source of this 3277-nucleotide messenger RNA. Its product is annotated as protein dispatched homolog 3. The record is from RefSeq and is a predicted model, not a curated record. Gene Ontology annotation, cellular component: membrane. NCBI's taxonomy places the organism in Eukaryota, Metazoa, Cnidaria, Anthozoa, Scleractinia, Pocilloporidae. Gene Ontology annotation, molecular function: transmembrane transporter activity.